AUGAGCACUCCGCGCGCCGGUAGGAGACGGAGAUCACGCGCGCGCAGUCAGCCACCCCAGCCCAAGUCCGUUGCGUUCGACCUGCAUCCUGAAACUGCCCGGCCCAUGGAUCCGGGCUAUGAAUCCGACGACAGCGACUCGACCAUCGAUUCACUCAGUGGGAGAAGCCAUGUUCAUCGUCGUCCUUCUCAACGUCGCCAUUCUUCAUCUGCACCUCAUUCUUCACGACCUAGACCUAGCGAGGGCCAUGAUUUCCGGCAUGCACAUGGAUACAGACCCGCAGACAUUUAUACCCAUGACCACAGCCGUAGCCAUAUUCACAGCCACAAACACUAUGUUGCCCCGGAAGACGAGAAAAAGACCCAUAGCCCCGAAAACGACUCUGACGCGACCAUUGACCUCCCCGAUCGCUUCGACUCUCACGGACGACUCCUGCCUCAGCGCGGAGACAACCCGUUAGCGGAUCGAUUCGAGGAUCUUCUGAAACGGUUCGGUGAUAAGGUUUAUGCUUGA
Messenger RNA from Aspergillus melleus, 513 nucleotides. RefSeq lists its product as uncharacterized. Bases 1 to 513 code for a protein of 170 amino acids. The transcript has a single exon. The record is from RefSeq and is a predicted model, not a curated record. NCBI's taxonomy places the organism in Eukaryota, Fungi, Ascomycota, Eurotiomycetes, Eurotiales, Aspergillaceae.